UAUGCGUGUAUCUGUGCGUGUGUGUGUGUGUGUGCGUGUGUGGAUACAGUGUGAGUGUAACGUGAAAUAUGUGUCGUCACGGCUAGCAAGCUGUAGCCGAGCAGCAGCCUCAUCAGAGCGGGGAAGCUCUCAGGUCAAACCCGCGCUGCAGCAGCUGGACGGAUGGAUCAGUGCGGGUGAUGACUGAUCAGUGAGGAUGAGGAGCCGCAGUAACUCAGGAGUGAGGUUGGAUGCCUAUGCCAGGCUGGUCCAAGAGACUAUCCUGUGCCACCAGAACCCAGUGACAGGACUUCUGCCUGCCAGUGCCCAGAAGAAGGAUGCCUGGGUGAGGGACAAUGUGUACAGUGUCCUGGCUGUGUGGGGGCUGGGCAUGGCCUACCGCAAGAACGCAGACCGCGAUGAAGACAAGGCCAAGGCCUACGAGCUGGAGCAGAGUGUGGUAAAGCUGAUGCAGGGACUUCUGCAGUGCAUGAUGAGACAGGUGGCCAAGGUGGAGAAGUUCAAACAGACCCAGAGUACAAAGGAUUGCUUGCAUGCCAAAUAUGAUACUCCAACCUGUGCCACGGUGGUCGGGGACGACCAGUGGGGCCAUCUCCAGGUGGAUGCCACAUCCAUUUACCUGCUGAUGCUGGCACAGAUGACAGCCUCAGGUCUUCGCAUCAUCUCAAACCUGGAUGAGGUGGUCUUUAUCCAAAACCUGGUCUUCUACAUAGAGGCUGCCUACAAAGUGGCGGAUUAUGGGAUGUGGGAACGAGGUGACAAGACCAAUCAAGGCAUCCCCGAGCUCAAUGGCAGCUCUGUAGGAAUUGCUAAGGCCGCUCUGGAGGCCAUAGAUGAGCUGGAUCUUUUUGGUGCCCAUGGAGGGCCAAAGUCAGUCAUACAUGUUUUGCCUGAUGAAGUGGAACAUUGUCAGUCCAUCCUGUGCUCCAUGCUGCCAAGAGCUUCAACUUCAAAGGAGAUAGACGCCGGUCUUCUGUCUGUCAUUUCCUUUCCUGCCUUUGCUGUAGAGAAUGCUGAGCUGGUGGCCAUUACUAAGUCGGAAAUCAUAACAAAACUGCAGGGUCGCUAUGGCUGCUGCCGCUUCAUCAGGGAUGGAUAUCGUUGUCCAAAAGAGGACCCAUCUCGGCUGCACUACGAUCCUGCAGAGCUGAAGUUGUUUGAGAACAUUGAAUGUGAGUGGCCCGUGUUCUGGACCUACCUCAUCCUUGACGGUAUCUUUACUGGAGAUCAAGUGCAGGUACAGGAGUACCGUGAGGCACUGGAAGGUGUUUUGAUCAGAGGGAAGAAUGGCAUCAAACUGUUGCCUGAACUUUAUGCUGUACCUCCUGACAAGGUGGAGGAGGAGUACAGCAAUCCUCACUCAGUGGACAGAGUGGCCAUGGGGCAGCUGCCUCACAUGUGGGGACAGUCGCUCUACAUCUUGAGCUGUCUUCUGGCCGAGGGUUUUUUAGCACCAGGAGAAAUAGAUCCUCUCAACAGGAGAUUCUCGACAAACUUAAAGCCAGAUGUUGUGGUACAAGUUUGUGUUCUAGCAGAAUCGGAGGAGAUCCGGCAGUUGUUAAGUGAUCAUGGGAUCAUGGUCCAGACAAUGUCAGAAGUUUUGCCUAUGAGGGUCAUGCCUGCUCGCAUCCUGAGCCAUGUUUAUGUCAGAUUGGGGAACUGCAAGAAACUCAAUUUGAGCGGGAGGCCCUACAGACACAUUGGAGUUUUGGGAACAUCCAAAUUCUACGAGAUCAGAAAUCGCACUUACAUAUUCACCCCCCAGUUUCUGGAUCAGCACCAUUUCUACCUGGCACUGGACAACCAGAUGAUUGUGGAGAUGUUACGAACAGAGCUGGCCUAUCUCUCCUGUUGCUGGAGGAUGACAGGACGGCCUACACUCACUUUCCCCAUCACCCACAGCAUGCUGGUUGAUGAUGGAGAUGGAAUUGAUUCGUGUAUCCUAGCGACCCUCCGAAAACUACAAGAUGGCUACUUUGCUGGAGCGAGGGUGCAGAUGUCAGACCUAUCCAGUGUCCAGACCACUUCCUUUCACACUCACCUCAGCUUCCUGGAUGAAGAGAAGGAUGACAGCUUACUCGAGGAUGAAGAGGAUAAUGAUGAAUAUGGAGAGGAAUAUUACAACUGUAGGCCCUCAGAGGGCUCUGAAGACAUGUUUGACCAAUACCUCACACAGCUCCUCCACAGCACCAAUACCACGUCCCAUCUUCCUCCCAUCCAGAGUGGGCAGCACCAUGUCUUCAGUGCAGAACACAGCACCAGAGACAUCCUGUCUUUUAUGGCCCAGGUUCAGGGCCUGAACAUGCCCAAGUCUUCUAUGUAUCUACCUGUGACUCCUGUUAGGAACAAACGCCGCAAAGGUCUCAACUUACUUGAUGUUUCUCCUCAGUCUCAGCAUGGCCCACAUGUAAAGCCGCACAAGUCUGACAGUGCUGCUGACUUGCACCUGCCUCGAGACUCCCAGGGCAACACCGAUUUUGCAGCGUUGGUGAAGCAGCUGAAAGAGUGUCCGACCCUGCAAGACCAGGCUGACAUACUCUACAUUCUUUACGUAAUGAAAGGGGCUGAUUGGCUGGUGGAGUUGUCAGUUCCUGGGCAGGGCGGAGUCAGCGUGCGUUCCCUGCUGGAGGAGCUGUAUGUACAAGCUGGAGCCUGCAAAGAGUGGGGACUCAUCAGAUACAUCUCUGGGAUACUACGCAAAAGAGUGGAAGUCCUCGCUGAGGCCUGCACAGAUCUUAUUUCCCAUAACAAGCAGCUGACUGUAGGUCUACCUCCUGAGCCCAGGGAAAGAGUCAUCACAGUUCCACUCCCUCCUGAGGAGUUGAACACUCUCAUCUAUGAAGCCAGUGGUCAGGACAUCAGUGUAGCUGUACUCACGCAGGAAAUCAUGGUCUAUCUAGCCAUGUACAUGCGCUCCCAGCCCGCUCUCAUUGGGGACAUGCUCCGGCUCAGGAUUGGACUCAUCAUGCAAGUGAUGGCCACAGAGCUGGCUCGCAGUCUGCACUGUUCUGGGGAGGAGGCAUCUGAAAGUUUGAUGAGCCUGAGUCCUUUUGGCAUGAAAAACCUGCUGCAUCACAUCCUCAGUGGCAAAGAGUUUGGGGUGGAGAGGAGCAUGCGCCCAAUCCAGUCAACAGCCACUAGUCCUGCCAUCUCCAUCCAUGAACUCGGCCACACUGGAGCCACAAAGACUGAACGCACAGGAAUACAAAAGCUGAAGAGUGAGAUUAAACAGCUGGAUGACUCUCGGCCUCUCAGUAUCUUCAGCGGCGGUCUUUCCUUGAGUAGCAAUGUCACUUCUCCUCGCUCCACGCGCUGCAGUAGCCCCUCCACCCCCAGUGGGAUCCUGUCCCCUGUGGGCCCCGGUCCAGGAGAUGGACAGCUGCACUGGGAGGAGAGGCAAGGCCAGUGGCUGAGGCGACGCAGGCUGGAUGGAGCUAUCAACAGAGUACCAGUUGGUUUCUACCAGAAGGUCUGGAAGAUCCUUCAGAAGUGCCAUGGCCUAUCCAUCGACGGAUAUGUGUUGCCUUCGUCUACUACAAGAGAGAUGACAGAGGGAGAGAUUAAGUUUGCGGUGCAAGUGGAGUCUGUCCUAAACCAUGUCCCUCAACCAGAGUACCGGCAGCUACUAGUGGAGACUGUGAUGGUUCUUGGCCUGGUAGCUGACGUGGACGUGGACAGCAUUGGUAGUAUUAUACACGUGGACCGCAUCCUGCAUCUGGCCAAUGACCUCUUCCUCAGCGACCAGAAAUCCCACAGUGCCAGCGAUUACUUCCUUGAGAAGGACCCAGCGACCGGAAUCUGCAACUUUUUCUACGAUAGCGCUCCCAGUGGCAGCUAUGGCACCAUGACCUACUUGUCCAAGGCAACGAUCACUUAUGUCCAAGACUUCCUGCCAAGCUCCAGCUGCCUGAUGCAGUGAAACAGUAAACUGAACAUGUGAAGAGACAUGUUUUAUUAUAAGUAAAGUAUCACCUAGUUAAAGGCAGCAAAGCUUCUUAUUGUCAGCUGAUACAGUCCAUGUGGUGCUUUUGAGUAGUCAGUCCUUGACUCUGUAGCUAUCAUACACUGAUGUUACCUCAUAGCUUGGCAGCUGAUUUCAAACAACAGUAAUUAUUUUUUUCUUUGUCAAAUCUGUACUGUGAACUUAUUUAUUGCUUAAACAUGCUUCUCAAAUGUGUGUUUACAGGACUUAAUAACAAACGUGCAAACAGUAUAUGUAAAUUUGCACAGCUCUGUGCUCUUGUGCUCUUCGUGUUGUGUGUGUGAGAAUAU
Messenger RNA from Etheostoma spectabile (orangethroat darter), 4272 nucleotides. RefSeq names its product phosphorylase kinase, alpha 2 (liver) (gene phka2). Gene Ontology annotation, molecular function: calmodulin binding. The transcript is spliced from 33 exons. NCBI's taxonomy places the organism in Eukaryota, Metazoa, Chordata, Actinopteri, Perciformes, Percidae. The record is from RefSeq and is a predicted model, not a curated record. Gene Ontology annotation, cellular component: phosphorylase kinase complex. Bases 197 to 3919 code for a protein of 1240 amino acids. Gene Ontology annotation, biological process: glycogen metabolic process.